CCCUGAUCAAAGUCUGCCUUGGCAAAACUAGAUUCCGUACGCGAUAAAAUCAAUUUCAUAUACGUAUUUUCGAUUGCUUGCUUUCUUUAUUGUACCUAAAGUUCUGUUUCUCUUUUCUCAAUCGUUCGAUUUUUGGUUUGUAGGCAUUCACUGAUCGCCAUGGCCAAGAGCUCCUUCAAGUUGGAACACCCCCUCGAAAGGAGACUGGCAGAAGCUGCUCGUAUCAGGGAGAAGUAUCCAGAUAGAAUUCCAGUUAUCGUGGAGAAAGCUGAAAGGAGUGACAUCCCUGACAUUGACAAGAAGAAGUUAAUAUCUUAUCUUGUUCCUGCUGAUUUGACUGUCGGGCAGUUUGUCUAUGUUGUCCGGAAGAGGAUAAAGCUUAGUGCUGAGAAGGCCAUCUUUAUCUUUGUGAAGAACAUUUUGCCACCCACUGCUGCCAUGAUGUCUGCAAUUUAUGAGGAAAACAAAGAUGAGGAUGGUUUCCUUUACAUGACAUACAGUGGCGAGAACACAUUUGGAUCAUUCUGAGUGCAUUAGCAAAGCUGAUAUUAUGUAAAUAAGAAACAUGCUGAAAUAUGUAAAUUCUUAGUUGUCUAUCUAUCUGGUGCUACUGUUAUCCUUAGUUUUAUCUUGCUCUUGUCAGACUGUUCCCAUACCUAAUUUGGAUAUUUGAGCACUCAUGCUUUGAAUUAGUAAAUAUUUAUAUUUUUGCUUAGA
This is a messenger RNA of Camellia sinensis, 717 nucleotides long. The record is from RefSeq and is a predicted model, not a curated record. Lineage: Eukaryota; Viridiplantae; Streptophyta; Magnoliopsida; Ericales; Theaceae.